UGUUGAGGGUAAAUUUUAAAAGAAGUUUCUCCGUGUAGGAUAAAUCGUUUAAUUUCGUAAAAUCGAGAAUAAAAUUAAUCUCGCAAUAAAUAAUCUCUAUUACGGCAUCGGCUAAUAUUUUACUGUUAAUGUAGGUUUCAGUGUGCAAUCGUGUUUUUAACAAAUGGAGGAAUGUAAAAUCCACGCGUAGAAUUUAGCCGUUAUUCAUGCGUGACUUCAUAUUGUUAAAUAAAUAAUAUUAAUUGAUAUUACCGUUGUUAGAAAUGCUUUGUGCGACGUCGCGUACUAUAAAAAUAAAAUAAACAAUUGUAUGUCGAGAGAGGAAAAUUGAAAUUCGAUCUUUUAUCUUCAGCAAUGGCCUCAUAUCUAUCGGUCUAAAUAUUUUCACAAGCAGCAAAGGCAAUUUAUACGUAUUUCAUGACUUAGCCGAUCUAUGUAACAAAAUAAAAUAAAAAUACAUAUGUAUUUAAUUUCUUACGUAUCUAAUUAUAUACGCAAGUAAACUGUGAGUGUUAACAUAUUAAAUAUGGACGCUUGAAAAAAGGCACAUCUUAAAAAGUUUCUUUAACGUCGUUUUAAUAUUAAAAAUUUACACUUUUAAUACACGUAAAAUAAAAGAGUGCAUAUCUGACAGCAUUACGACGAUUGUCGCGCUUAAUGUUACAAAAAGAAUCUCUAUCAAUCGCUCAUAUUAAUUUCGAUAUUAAUCGUUUAAUCACCCGAUCACGGCGGAACUUAUAUCCAAUUGUUGUUGGAGUUCUUCGUUUAUCUUUUACCUUGAACUGGCGUAAAAGGGGAACAGUGGGGUGCACGUGUCACGUGUACGGUCACAAGCGCGGCACGUGCGAGAAAUCAUCAGGCUCGAGAGCACGACGUAUAAAACUACGUAGCGAUAUCGACGUAACUUGUCUUAAUUACGUUACGACAUUGUCCGCUCUGACAACCUUUGUUACCUCAAGUGCCGUUCAAAGGGCUGUCGCCUCGCGUGACAGCACGUGACAGGCGUCAUACGCCGUGAAUCGAGGAAUGUUAAAACAUUUAGCGCCGUUACGUACGCGCGAACUCGGCCAAUAUUGAUGAAAAGGUCGGUCUCCGCGGCUCUUGAAGGGUCAAAUGACCGUCGACACUCGGAGGCACGGGCUGUGUUAUUAUUGAAACGAGGGCGACAUAAUCGCGGAAAUAAUCAUAAGCCAAGCGAUCGCUCGAAUCCUCCGGAAGAGAGGGCGAGAGAGAGAAAGGGAGAUUGUGUCUGAGGGAAAGACGGAGAGCAAAACGCUUUCCUCGAUUGCUGUCAACGAGAUACGCGUUCGGACAUAUCUCGUCGUUGCCACAUCCUGCGCGCAGUACGUUUUAGAUCGUGUUGCAUCUUGGUACGCUUUCGCGUUCAGACAGACCGUGCUGAAAGUUGGAUGAACCGCGAGCGAGAGACGGACAAUCCCGAAUUAGUAAGAUGUGAAUAAAUCGUCGACGUAUCGAUCCAUCGGCACGAUUUUUCUCCACCAGCAGAGUCUUGAAAAUAAAUGGAAGACGACCGUAAUCGAGGAGGUCCGUAAUAAAGCUCAUUGCUGUGCCCAUCGCACCGUAAACUUCUCGCAGUUGUUAGCUCUUUUGAAACGUGCGUUCUCUCGGAACUCUCUCUCCAAAUUGUAAUUCUCGUCGAAGACCAGCCAGCGCUUGCAGAAUCAUGUCUGCCAUCUCGGGAAAGCAGAACGCGCGAUGCUACGCGUGACCCUGUCGGGAAUUAUUGAACACGGCCACUGGACGAAAUCGAGGAGUAAUGAUCAACGACACGCGGCCGAGGCUGGCGACCACCAUCGCGGGUUACAGCCAGACGAGUCGCGCGUGCGAUCGUCGACACGUGUCCAGGCACGGAGGCGGCAACGGCGGAUUGUUGCUCCGGACCAUCCUAAUUUGUUGCUGCAUCACAGUGAUUUAUGGCCUCAAGCUCGACAUCGGGAAGAGCUUCAAGGACCUUCGGGCACUUCGACAGAAGACCUUUCCGCAAAGGGGCUAUUGCGACCUGGACAUGGAAUGCGACUGGGAGUGGACCCAGUCUCAGGGUUUCAAGAAAGUCCAGGCGACUGCCCUACCAUCCUUUCCUCACACGGACGCCGACAACUCUUUAAUCGGCCACUUCCUGUGGUUCACCGGGAAAGGGGACCCCCAGAUAUGGUCCAAAACGAUUCAACACACGGGUCCGCGUUGUCGUAUUGAAUUCUGGCUUUUCAUGGUGGAAAUGGAACACGGAUUUAUAAAUCUCGUCAUACAAAUGAACAGUAACAACGUGAGUUCCAUCGCGGUGACGAAAAGCGGAAAUAACACCGCCAAAUGGAAUAAACUAGGCUUCCAAUUACGCCCAAUCGAUCAACCCUAUAAAUUAUUCUUAGAGGUCUAUUUGCCCUAUGCUAACUCGAGCAUCGGUGUCGACAACAUUCGCCUAGUUAAUUGCUUUUCAGCAUCCAUCGACCAUUGUACCAAGGAUAUGUUUCGGUGUCACAACGGCUCCUGCUUGAACAUGACCCGCGUCUGCGACUUCACGAAGGAUUGCGCCGACGGCGAAGACGAGUUUGCGAAUUGCGACAAGAUACCGGAGAACGCGAGGUGCAACUUUGAGAACGGUUGGUGUGGGUGGACAAACGAACCUGGGAGGCCCCUAAAUUGGACCCUUCACAGUGGUCCUACGCCAACCGAGAGGACCGGGCCUCGUUACGAUCAUACUUACCGCAACGAAACUGGAAUGUACGCGUUCGUGAAUAUGGCUUCUAAACACGCGGCUGUCGCAUACGGCAGUCGAGCCACCAUGACAAGUCCUGUGUAUAAUCCGACACCACCUUACAGCAACGACCCUAAAAACCCUUAUUAUCGGUCGUGUCAAGUACGCUUUUUCUACCAUAAACACGGUGCGCAUAGCGGAUCCCUUGGGCUCUUUUUGAUCCAAGUAAAACCAUAUGGAAAUCAUAGCCAAGACUUGUGGUGGUCCUACGGAUCCAACAGCGACACUUGGUAUAACGAGGCGAUUGUUCUGGAUAACAUAAGAUACAGGUACCAUUUGCAAUUCGAAGCGUCCAGAGGGUAUUCCUCGAAAGGUGAUAUAGCGGUUGACGAUAUUUCCCUGAGUCCAGAAUGUUUCGGCAUUGGGGUUCCAUCAAAUAUUGUAGGCGAUUUUGAUUAUUACAAACCCGUUAUUGACAAAGUGCCACCGCAGCAUCCGGAUUUUGUAAACGAGACAGUCAUCCGAAUUACCAAUUGCGGGAACACUGGCAGAAAUGGCCCUACCAUCGAGAAAUGUGCUGAACAAUAUAAUAACACGGAUGUAGAGCUCGUGCCACCGCCGACACGAGAUCAGGAUGAAAAAUCGGCCUUCGCCUUAGAGGGAGUCCAACGGUGGACCGCGCCACGCGGUGAAUACUACACUUUCAUCGCCGUUGGAGCACGAGGAGGGAAGGGCUCGAGUAAUUCCGGCAGCAGCCUGGGUGCAUUUGUUCGCGGUGUCAUAGAACUCCAAAAGGGCGACCAGCUAUAUUUCAUGAUGGGUCAAGAGGGAACGAACGCCUGUACCAAAAAUCUAGGCUUAAAGACAACCACCUGUUACUCGUCGGAUCAAUCGGUCGAUUUAACGCCGCAGCAGACAUCAUCGAAAGUGCGAGAAGUGAAGAAGAUCGAGUUUAAGAACCCUGGUGGCGGUGGAGGUGGUGCUACCGCCAUCUUCAUGAUGAAAGCGAACGGCGAACCGGAGCCUAUCUUAAUCGCGGGUGGUGGCGGUGGUUUGGGAUUAAAACCCUCUAAUGACGACGGAGUACAGCAUGGACGCGGUUCCUUUUCCGCAAGUAGACUUUCGCCGUCUCCAUCCAAUGUUUCAGAACGCAUGGGUGGGCCCGGUGGCAAUUGGAAUGGAACGUGGCCUAAUUUUCAACGAAAGUCCUGGGGAAUGCCAAUAAUAUUUGGAGGUAUAGGAGGACUCGGUUGCGAGUCCGGAAGUGAAGGCCACGGUAACGGUGGCUUCGGUGGAGGCGGAGGCGGUUGCCAAUCGGGUGGUGGUGGCGGUGGUUACGUUGGCGGUAACGCAGGGUAUAAUAAUGGAAACGGCGAAGGCGGUUACUCAUACGCCAGUCAAAAGCUCACCAACGUUUACUACAAAUCUGCAGUUCAUUUUGGCGCAGGUGAGGUCUUUAUCAUACCUGCAAUCAGCGGUUGCGGUUGCGAUUACCGCUGCGUCGCGUUGGAUCAGUACUUGAGCGAGACCAAGUGUCUCUGUCCUCAGGGUUGGUUGCUCAGCAACGACUCGAAAUCCUGCAUAAUGACCGACGAUUCCAAGAGUGGACAUCAAACGUACAUAAUCCAGCUUCUAGGUAUCGUCAUUGGUCUGUUCACUUUAAUUGGAAUUUGCCUAAUAUCUUAUAAACGGUACCAAAAACGAAAAGCGCUUUCACAUCGCCGCCAAGUGAUGUUCGGCAACGGCACUGAAUUAGCUGCAUUGCAUCCAGGACACGUGUCGGACACGAUGAUGACGGAAUUUAACCCCAAUUAUGAAUUUGCUGGCAAUCUUUACAGCUUCAAGGACUUGCCGCAAAUACCCCGUGAAUGCAUUACUUUAGUGAAACCUCUCGGCCAAGGCGCCUUCGGCGAAGUUUUCCAGGGCGUGUACAAGUACGGACACGGCGAGGAACACCCCGUGGCCGUCAAGACGCUUCCGUCUUUAUCCACUACUCAAGCGGAAGCUGACUUCAUGAUGGAGGCAUUGAUAAUGAGUAAAUUUAAUCACCCUAAUAUAGUGCACUUUAUUGGUGUCUCUUUCGAUAAACAUCCGAGGUACAUCGUUCUGGAAUUAUUAGCCGGAGGUGACCUCAAAAAUUUCCUACGCGAAGAACGGCCUCGAUCAGAUCGACCUACAGCGUUAACAAUGCUAGACCUUAUUAUGUGCAGCUACGAUGUCUCAAGCGGCUGUAAAUAUAUGGAGGAGGCACGUUUUAUACACCGUGAUAUCGCCGCUAGGAAUUGUUUAUUGACCACCAAAGCACCGGGCCGUACCGUUAAGAUCGCGGAUUUCGGUAUGGCCAGAGACAUUUAUCGUAGCGAUUAUUAUAGAAAGGGUGGCAAGGCGAUGUUGCCUAUAAAAUGGAUGCCACCCGAGAGCUUCUUGGACGGCAUAUUUACGACGAAGACCGACGUCUGGGCCUUUGGCGUGCUCCUGUGGGAAAUUAUGUCAUUUGGAUAUAUGCCCUACACCGGAUGUGCAAAUCGCGAGGUCAUGUCGAUGGUAACAUCCGGCGGCCGUCUCGAGAAACCCGCGGGAUGCCCGGAUCCUAUAUAUGGAAUCAUGACGAAGUGCUGGCAUCCACGCCCUGACGAGAGACCAAGUUUCUCAACGAUUGCCGAAAGGAUCGGCUAUUGUUUACAGGAUCCUGAUGUGAUAAAUCAACCCACGCCUAAUUUCGACAUAUUGCCAAUCUGCGAUCGUGAAAUAACAAUCAUGAGACCGGACCCGGAAGCGGAAUGCAUCAAUGUGCAGUCUGAUUUGGAUGGCUGCGGCUACAUGCAACCGAGGGUCAUUGAUCCACGGUCCGUUGCACGUCGCGUAGAUCAAGCUAUGGGCGGCACCGACUACGAUUCCGAGAAUGAAAAAUCGAUCGAGGACUGCAAGGUGUACGGCGGGGCUUAUGCGAAAUCGAUGGGAUGUCGCCAAGGAAAAUUCAAUUACAAUUCGUACGAUUCCAGCAUAGACGCUUUCGAGCAAGUUUAUGGUGACAACGAUCACGAGGAGGAUCGUAACGACGAGGACAAGCGUAGGCCCGACCGGUUGGACCGGCAAGACGGCAAGACAAUUUAUCGAAGCAGCGACAUCGAAGGCCGCAAUAACAUAGACAACGGCAACAACCGUCCAGAGGAUGAGUGUCACAUGACUGCCAACAUUGAUAGCGCGAUAACGGAUCGCAAGAACGGCAAUGAGAGCACAACGACUACCGACACCAAUUCCGACUCGCUGAUAGCACAAUCCUCGGAUACUCCGCCCGACACGACGACGAACUCGUCGCCCAAUACGCGCACCUGUUCGCCGAGUCGUACCAUCGGCCUCAACGCUAACGUCAGUAAUGUGAACGGCAUGGUGAAGAAGAACACUCUGAAGGCGACCCUGAGCCUGGACCCGAGCGCGCUCUGCAGAGGCACCAUCCCUUACGAGAAGAUUACGACGCGAAUGCAACGCUCGAGCACGCCGGGCAGUAUGGAACUAAGGAAGGACUCCCUGAAUCACGAGCUGCCGAGGGAGGAAGAGUGCUCCUGCUGAGAUUUAUCUGAGGGGGGUUGACGAGGCUGCCCGGCCGCGCUCGGCUGCAACGUCGCUCGCCGAUUGCAGCUGAAACGGUCGGCCACAACGACUGCGAUCACGAGGAGGAACAGAAACACGCAGCUCGUAGAACUCUCCUCGCCUACGUGGGCCCAGGACAACGAAUACUCGCGUCGCUAUUACUCCGAGGAGACCCUCCUGUGAAUUCGGGGAUUCGGAGGGAAACCGCGAAUUUCUCUCACGGGGACCAAUGCUCGGUGCGCCUUUUUGGAACGUUGGUUCCCGCGAGAAGGGCGCGCGAUU
Messenger RNA from Vollenhovia emeryi, 6586 nucleotides. RefSeq names its product ALK tyrosine kinase receptor (gene Alk). The transcript is spliced from 25 exons. Gene Ontology annotation, cellular component: signaling receptor complex; membrane. Bases 1778 to 6283 code for a protein of 1501 amino acids. NCBI's taxonomy places the organism in Eukaryota, Metazoa, Arthropoda, Insecta, Hymenoptera, Formicidae. Gene Ontology annotation, biological process: multicellular organism development; positive regulation of kinase activity; protein phosphorylation. Gene Ontology annotation, molecular function: ATP binding; transmembrane receptor protein tyrosine kinase activity; protein binding. The record is from RefSeq and is a predicted model, not a curated record.